Molecule: messenger RNA, 7441 nt
Organism: Mugil cephalus (flathead mullet)
Lineage: Eukaryota; Metazoa; Chordata; Actinopteri; Mugiliformes; Mugilidae
Gene: als2b
Product: alsin Rho guanine nucleotide exchange factor ALS2 b
Exons: 34
Coding region: 790-5817 (1675 amino acids)
Source: RefSeq, a predicted model, not a curated record
ACUUAUUCUCUUAAUAAUUGUGGCUUACUAUCAACAAAGAAACAAAGACACAAGAAUAUACAGUACAUACAUAGGAUAGGAAUAAUAUUCGGUAGGUAAGGUAAGCUAUUGUACAACUGGAUAGAAUAUGGUAUGACAGAAGUUCCUUAGUGGUAAUAAAGACUUCGAAAAUACCUGCAAGUCAAGUUUUGAAGUCAUUAAGAGUUGCGUCGAAGCAUUUGUUCGCUUUUGUGCCUUCGCGUUCCGUCUAUUCUGGUGCUUCUCGGAUCCCGUAGGUCCUGUUCCAACAACAGAGCAGUGACCGAGCGGCGCCGUAGAGCAGAGAAAAAGUAAGAGGUCUCACUCUGUCGUCGUUUGUAGAGUUCAGCCCGCUGUCACAUGUAAACCGUACAUUUAGAUUGAUUUACAUGUUUUUACGUAAUAAACAACAACAGUAAAAAAACAUAAAUAAGACGUUUUGGUUAAUUUUAUGAUAUAAUGUUCACCAUUAUUCACUAUUUCAUUUCUACUAGAAGGAAGUUUGUGUCCCUUUAAGGCAGCCCCGUUGUUGUCAUUGUCGCUCUCAGCGCUAAGAGGCGAUCUUCGAGGUUAGCUUCGCUCCUGAGUGUCAACAACACCAACGUUUAGCUGCUAAAUGAGUCAAAUGACGUGUGUGUCUGUCCUGUUUAGGUGAACAACGUAAGAAGUGGGGACAAGAUCCGGCGCCGCUUUGCAUUCAGGCGCCACAGCUGCAGAAGUCCAGAGUCCAACAUGCUGCUGCUGGUGGUGGUGGAGAAAUAAAGGCCACUGAUGGAAACCCAGAGGAAGAGCUCUGGGGAUGGCGGCGGGGAGCGAGGCCUGCUCCACACCUGGAGGGGCUACUCGUACGGCAUCACCCCCGAGAGGCUGCUCUUACCCCGGCCCGUCCUCCAGGUGGCUCUGGGUACGCGGCACGGCGUUCUCCUGCUGGAAGGAGGACAGGUGUACAGUUUCGGGGAGUUGCCGUGGAAACAGAGUCAGGCAGCGGAGCUGGCGAGGCCGAGCCUGGAGAGCGCGCUCGGCGGGCAGAGGGUGGUGUCGGUGGCGGCCGGGAGCUUCCACAGCGGAGCGGUGACGGAGGACGGGGGCGUCCACAUGUGGGGGGACAACGGCUCCGGACAGUGCGGCCUCUCCGGCCUCAGCACCGUCCCCAACCCGACGCCGGUGGCCGUGCUGGACGCCGACGCCAGGCCCCCGCAGACGGUGCCGGUCCUGGAGCUGGCCUGCGGGGAGAAGCACACGCUGGCGCUGGCGGCCCAGAGGGAGGUCUGGGCCUGGGGCAGCGGCUGCCAGCUGGGCCUCAGCGCCGCGUCCUUUCCCGUCUGGAAGCCGCAGAAGGUCGAACACUUGGCCGGGAGACACGUGCUGCAGGUGGCGUGCGGCGCUUCGCACAGCUUGGCUCUGGUGCGCCGCCUGGGGCCCCAGGACGUGCAGCGCCCGCCGGUGGACAAGUGCGGCCAGUGCAACCAGCUGCUCUACACCAUGACGGACAAAGAGGACCACGUCAUCAUCUCCGACAGCCACUACUGCCCGGUGGGGGUGGAGCUGACGGAGGACGAGAGCCGGCUGGAGGCGCCCGCCCCGACGCCAGGGCUCAAAACGUCGCCGUCGGAGCCGGUGCUCCCGUCUUACACCUCCACCUUCAGCUCCUCCGCUGCGCCUGAAGAAAGACCCGACUCCACCUCUCACCCGUCCAACCCUCAGGACUCUGAGAGGGGGGAGGCGUCGCUGGCUAACGGGGAGCUACCGCCUCAGUCUAAAGGCGGGAGCGGCGCCAAGAGUUCACCUUACCCCGACGAGCAGGCGGUUAAAGACUACCUGAGGAAACUGUCAGACAACACGCAGGCGGAAGCUAAGACGACGGGAGGAGGGUUACACGCUCUGCUGCCUUCCUCCUCCUCCUCCUCCUCCGCCCCCACGUCGGCCCUCAACAACCUGGUGUCGUCCUGCGCCUCCGCCGUCGGGGAGCGGGUCGCCUCCACCUACGAGGCCCUGUCCCUCAAGAAGAUGAUGAACUUCUACCUGCCCUCCGGAGCCUCCAGGCUCCCGGCGGGCGACAACACCGCGGAGCGCGUCCGGCAGGAGGAGUCCAUGCAGGGGAGGAAGAGCUCCAGCACGGGGGACAUCCGCGAGGAGGAGGCCGAGGGUCUGCGGCGCCGCCUCUCUCUGCCAGGACUCCUCUCACAGGGUAGAUACGCUGUUCACCUCUUAUCCUCCUCCUAUGCCCUGCUGCUGUCCCCGCGGCUGCUGAGGAAGGCCGGCCGCCCCCGGAUGCGCGCCGUCGCCCUCACCCCGCUGGGGGGAGCCGUGCCCGAGGCGCAGGAGGUGCUGCCCACCCUGCAGACGGAGGUGUGGAGCUGGGGCCACGGCGAGCAGGGACAGCUGGGACACGGGGACAACCUGGCCAGGCUGCAGCCGCUUUGCAUCAAGAGUCUGAACAAUAAGGAGGUGGUGCGGGUGGCGGCGGGCGCUCAUCACUCCCUCGCUCUCACCGCUCAGUCUCAGGUGUUCUCGUGGGGCAGUAACAGCUCGGGGCAGCUCGGACACAUGGAGUCACCCAGCACCGUCCCCCGCCUCGCCAAGCUGUCGGAGGGGAUCCGGGUUUGGGACGUGAGCGCCGGAGAGAGGCACACGGUCCUGUUAGCGGACGGCGACUGCAUCCAGCCCAUCAUUUACUACAGCGGGAUGCAGGUUAGGGAGGGGGAGGAGGAGAAGGAGGAGGGGGGGAGGAGCAGCGGCAAGGGGGACGACGGAGAGGAGGAGGAGGAGGGGAAAGGAGGAGGCUACACCCAGCAGCCUGUUCUUCUGCCCUUCUGCAUGAACCUGGGCUACGUGAGCAGCGUGUUCGCCGGCGGCCGGCGCUGCGUGGCGCUCUCCGACAGGAACGUCAUGGGCUUCAUCGCCAGCCUCCACGAGCUGGCGUCGGCCGAGCGGAAGCUCUACUGCAAGCUGAGCAACGUCAAGGCUCAGAUCAUACGCCCCCUGCUGGAGCACGAGUCUCUGAGCUCCACGCUGGGCCCGGUGCUCCUCGACCUCCUCCAGGUGCUGGCGGGACGCUUCAGCCUCCUGUGUCACCUGACCGGGCAGCACGCCGCCAGCCUCACCGCCAGCCUGCGCCGGGGCCGCGAGGUCAAGAACCUGCUCAUCCUCGACCACACCAGCAUCUUCCUGGACUCCUACCACAAUUACUGCAGCGCUGUCUGUAACUUCCACGUGAUGGGGGGCUUCCAGACCCUCACCAAACCCUCCCUCGACUUCUUCGGGAAAAGUCCCGAGCUGCUCCAGAAGCUGACGGAGUGCAGCGAGGAGAACCCCCCCAUGGCCGACCUGCUGGCGGCGCUCUUCUACCUCCCGACGCGCCACAUUCACGAAUACGACCGAGUGCUGCUGAAGCUGUCAACCUGCUUCGAAGUGAGCUCCAGCGACUACCAGAAGCUUCACGACGGCUGCUCCAAGUUCGAGUCGUUGGACCUCCAGCUGAAGAGGAAGAGGAAAGAGGCCGAGUACAGCUUCCACUUCUGGAAGAGCUUCCCCGGGAAGAUGACGGACUCUCUGAGGAAACCUCACCGCCGCCUCAUCUGUGAGAGCAGCAACAAAGCUCUGACGCUGCAGAACGCCGGGAGGUUCUCCGUCAACUGGUUCAUCCUGUUCAACGACGCCCUGGUCCACGCUCAGGGCGUGGCGCCUUGUAAGAACCUAUUCUCCACUCAUCACAUCUUCCCCGUGGCAACGCUGUGGGUGGAGCCCCUCCCAGAGGAAGAGUCUGCAGGACUAUACGGGUUAAAGGUGAUCGCUCCAGAGGAGACGUUCACUCUUCUGGCCUCGUCCUCCACAGAGAAGGCGAAGUGGCUUCGCUCCAUCAACCAGGCGGUGGACCAGGCUCUGAGUGGAGCCGGACAGAAGCUGGAGCCCCCGUCCUCCAGGACGGCGUCCUACACCUUCUACAAGGACGGGCGCCUGAAGGAGGCCACGUACGAGGGUCACUGGCUCUCAGGGAAACCCAACGGCAGCGGAGUUUUAAAAUGGCCCGACGGGAGAAUCUACACGGGGACGUUCAAGAACGGCCUGGAGGACGGCUUCGGGGAGUUUGUGGCUCCGAACAAGACGCUCAGCAAGAACGAUCAGUAUCAGGGGCAGUGGAAGGACGGGAAGAUGCACGGACUGGGGACGUACAGGUACGCCAGCGGCGAGGUUUACGACGGGUCCUUCCAGGACGGCAUGCGCCAUGGCCACGGCAUGCUGCGCACCGGCAAGCUCAACACGUCCUCCCCGAGCGUCUUCAUCGGCCAGUGGCUGCAGGACAAGAAGACGGGCUACGGGGUCUUCGACGACAUCACCAAAGGUGAAAAGUACAUGGGCAUGUGGCAGGAGCAUCUGAGGCAGGGGACCGGGGUGGUCGUCACCCAGUUCGGACUCUACUACGAGGGAGCAUUUAAAGACAAUAAGAUGACGGGGACUGGGAUCCUUGUGUCCGAGGACGACACCACGUAUGAAGGCGAGUUCUCCGACGACUGGACCCUCAGCGGAAAGGGCGUGCUGACCAUGGCCAACGGCGACUACCUGGAGGGCUCCUUUAGCGGCGAGUGGGGCUCCGGCCUCAAAGUCACCGGCUCCUACUUCAAACCGCACCUGUUCGAUAGCGACAAGGAGAAGACGCGAGCCGUGAAGCUGGGCCGUCUGUGCGUGAGCGCCGAGGACAAGUGGCAGGAGGUGUUCGAGGAGUGUUGGAGCCAGCUGGGCUGCGACGCUCCGGGCCGAGGAGACAACUCGAGGGCGUGGGAGAACAUCGCCGUGGCCCUCACCACCACCCGGCAGCACAUCCACGACAGUCCGGAGAUGUUGUCUCGGAGUCACAGCCGGACGCUGGAGAGUCUGGAGGUCAUCCCUCAACACGAAGGGCUCGUCAGCAUGGAGAGGUACAACAGCAUCCGCCUCUACCUCAUCCAGGCGUGCGACACCACCCUCCACCCGCUGGGCCGGCUGGUGGAGACCCUGGUGGCCGUGUACAGGAUGACCUACGUGGGCGUGGGAGCCAACCGCCGCCUCCUGCCUCAGGCGGUCAACGAGAUCAAGUCUUACCUCAACCGCAUCUUCCAGAUCGUCAGAUUUCUGUUCCCGGACCUUCCAGAAGAGGGCGGCCUAAUACCAGAACCGUCCUCCAGCCUCCAGGACGGGAAGGAGCCGAGCUCAGAGGGCGAAGCCCCACCGGAUUCACCGAAACCUGGCCGUGUGGUGAGCAGCUCGGCUCUGCUACUUCCCGUCCUGCUGCCUCGUCUCUACCCGCCGCUCUUCACCCUCUACGCUCUGGACAAGGAGAAGGAGGACGACGUGUACUGGGAGUGCGUCCUCCGCCUCAACAAGCAGACCGACCUCGCCUUGCUCGCCUUCCUCGGCGUCCAGCAAAGGUUCUGGCCCAUUUCCAUCCCGGCCUCGUUGGGGGAGAAGCAGCAGGUGAUGCCCAGCACCAAAGACGCCUGCUUUGCCUCUGCAGUGGAAACCCUCCAGCAGAUCAGCACGACGUUCACCCCCUCGGACAAGCUGCAGGUGAUCCAGCUCACCUUCGAGGAGAUCACGCAGCAGGUGCAGUCGCUGCUGAAGCAGGACUUCCUGUGGUCCAUGGACGACCUCUUCCCCGUCUUCCUCUACGUCGUGCUAAGAGCUCGGAUCAGGAACCUCGGCUCGGAGGUGAGUCUCAUCGAGGACCUCAUGGACCCCUGCGUCCAACACGGAGAGCAUGGGAUCAUGUUCACCACCCUCAAGGCCUGCUACUACCAGAUCCAACACGAGAAGAUCACUUAAACAUCUCCUCGUCUGAGUCUCUGGUUUCGCCCCAAACCUCCGGUCACAGCAUCGGGAAGUUGACGCUGUGAAAAAGGCUGCAGACAAAACGGUUUUGCUCUUUUCAUCACGGAGGCGACACACGUGUGAAUGCGAUGAGCCUCCUCACUGAGUCCAGGACGACGUUUUAAUGGAAUAAGACAAACAGAAACUUCUCUUCCCUCAUCGUGAAAACUCCGGUUUCUUCCUCACUGACGUAUUAUUUUUGCUGGUUAAAAAAAAAACGGUUUGAAAUUCACCUCACGCUUCAAAUCGUAACGGGCUCAUCGCUGCCUCCUGCAGGGAACACAUGGUAGUACUUCAUCUGGGCAGCAGAAGAAAACAUGUAUUUAUAUAUAUAUGUAAAAAAAAAAAAAAAAAAAAAAACGAGCUGCACAGCAUGUAAAUGUAAACUGACCUGGAUAUAACUCUACAUGUUGAAGAGUUAGAAUAGCACAUCCUGACAGUGUUAUCGAACGUCCAAAUGAAGAAAUGUUUAUUCUUUUUAACUCAAAGACGCCCGGAUAGAAAGGAAACACAACGUUUGCACCGGUUCAGUUGAAGCACAAGAGUAUUUUUUUUUUUUUUUGUCUAUACAACGGUUCCUGUUUCCCCCUUUUCCCAAUGAAGAAUUCAGAAUACUGCCACCUGCUGCGUAGGAAGACUUAUUUCCUUUUGUGUCAGCUGUAGUUUUUGUUUCUGUCGUUCUUAAAACUGUUAAUAUUUGAGUCUCAUGUUUUCCAAAAUCUAAAACCAAGCUGCUUUUCAGAUUCACAGGAAGGAUUACCUGCAGGGAGAAGUGUUAAAACACAUUAUUCUAGUCCCGCAUCUACAAACUUCUGUCAGUUUUUCAUAAAAACCGAAGGAUUUUCUUUUAAUUUCCUCCCUAAAACGUCACCUUGCGUAAGGAGGAUGGACGUUUGAUCCGCUGGAUGCACGAAACAGACCUUUUUUUUUUUUCAUUUUACUGCAAAAAAAUAACCAAUGCUAAAGGUCAAAUUUGAAUAAAAUCUUUUUUUUUUUUUUUUGUGUCUGCAGACAUGAAUUCAGCUCGAUGCAAAGGUUAUAAAUUGGAUGUGGCUCAAAGCUCCAUCUGUUAAUACUGUUCUUUUUUUAAACUGUCGGACAAUAAUAAAAGAGCUUAAUAGCGGAUUCUUUUUUUUUUUUUAAUGCCUCUUCUGUUUUUUGUUGUUUUGUUUUUUAUUUUUUUGCAUCACAGCUGUUUUCACCUGCAGAACGUUUGAUUGGAACGAUUUCACAAGAAAAUUGCUCCAAAAACAAACAGUAAAAAUGUGAAGGAAACUGACAGAUUAUUAACGCAAUCACUCACAAACCCUUCGGGCUUCGACUUAACGUGUCGCUGACGAGAAUCUCUGCCUUGAAUUUUACCCUGAAACCCGACUUGGAACUGACUCGCAGAACUGAUUGUGAUGUUUGUGCAUUAACUCGUGUCGGGUUCGUGUUUUAAUCUCUGUGACUGACUGUACCUCGAGCUGCUGCUGCUGCAUCAGAUGUGUAUAAAGAUAAACGGUGGAGUUUUAACUCGCUGACUUGUUGUACCUUUUUAAAUAAACACAAAGGGCAAUAAACGGAUUUGAUGGUUAAA